UUUCAUGUUCGCUCGGGGGAAUAAUAUAUAUAUGAAUGUGUUUACUUUUAUGUUUUGAACAUCUUUUAGUUUCUUCGUUUACUUCUUCCAGCUAUCUCAAGGUAUGAACAUAGCAGUGAAGGUGUUUGAUGAUCUUGGAAAAAUGGGUACGUCUGGGAGAUACCAGCCACGUUUUGUGAAGCUUGGAUUGACUUUAAUUUUGUAUUUAUGCUGGUCUUUGUUGCUUACUGGCGCGGAUAGACAGAAAACUCAUCCUGCAGAAGUGAAUGCAUUGAGAGCCAUCAGAGAAAGUUUGACCGAUCCAUUUCAGAAUCUUAAAAACUGGAAAAGGGGGGAUCCAUGCACUUCAAGUUGGACCGGAAUUUUCUGCUAUAAUAUUACACCGGAUGAUGGUUUUCUUCAUGUCCGAGAAUUGUCAUUACUGAAUAUGAAUCUGCAUGGAAAUUUAUCUCCAGAACUUGUCCAUCUAUCUCAUAUGAAGAUAAUGGAUUUUAUGUGGAACAACAUUAGUGGGACUAUACCAAAGCAGAUAGGCAACAUUACAACGUUAGAAUUGUUGCUUCUCAAUGGAAACAAACUAACAGGCCCCUUGCCUGAUGAGAUUGGUAAUCUCCGCAACUUGGACAGGUUGCAAAUUGAUGAGAACCAAAUAUCUGGUUCAAUACCGAAGUCAUUGGCGAACUUGAACAAAGCAAUGCACUUCCACAUGAAUAAUAAUUCUCUCAGUGGAAAAAUACCGCCAGAGCUCUCUAGAUUGCCACAACUUGUUCAUUUGUUGCUCGAUAAUAACAACUUAUCGGGACAUCUUCCACCAGAACUUUCUGAAAUGCCAAGGUUAAUGAUACUUCAACUUGAUAACAACAACUUUGAGGGGAGCACAAUACCUCCUUCUUAUGGGAACUCAUCUACCUUAACGAAGUUGAGUCUUAGGAAUUGCAGUUUGCAAGGGCAAAUUCCUAACUGGAGCAACAUGACAAAUAUUGCUUAUAUAGAUUUGAGCCUAAACAAGCUUAGUGGAACAAUACCAACAGGUGUGCUUCCUGAGAUUAUGACAACCAUUGAUCUAUCGAACAACAAUCUUAAUGGAAUUAUUCCUGCAAGCUUUUCAAGGCUUCCCCUUUUGCAGAAAUUGUCACUAGCAAACAAUUCAUUAAGUGGUUCAGUUCCAUCCACCAUUUGGCAGAAUAGAGCUCUCAAUCAAUCUGAUACACUCCUCUUGGAUUUUCGGAACAAUAAGUUUUUAAAUAUUUCUGGCAGUCUUGUCCUACCUCCAAACGUCACUGUUAGCCUUCAAGGAAACGUUGUUUGCUCCAAAGGCGAUCUGAUUCAGUUCUGUGGAUCCUACAAAGAAGAGUUUAACGAGAAUUUGAACCGAACAAGUUCCAAUGUCUGCCUUCAUCAAUCAUGUCCACCUCAUUAUGAGUUUGUCCCAGCAUCUCCUGCUGGUCACUGCUUUUGUGCUGCUCCUCUGCUUGUUGGGUAUCGUUUAAAGAGUCCCGGGUUCACAAAAUUUUUGCCGUAUAAUGAUAAAUUUGGGCAUUACAUAAGUGAUGCUCUCAAUUUGACUAUUUCCCAGUUUGACAUAGAUUCAGUUGCAUGGCAAAGUGGACCUCGACUGGGAAUGUAUCUGAAGAUUUUUCCGGCAGACAUAAACAAGAGUAUUAAACUGUUUAAUAGGAGCGAGGUCCUCCGAAUUCGUGGUUUGUUUGGUGGAUGGAACAUUCAUGGUAACGAAGUCUUUGGACCUUUUGAGCUGCUCAAUUUCACGCUUUUGAAACCUUAUAAAGAUGAAAUUUCCUCUUCAUCAUCUGGUAUAACCAAGGGAGCACUGGCUGGUAUAAUACUCGGGACAGCAGCAGGAUCUGUAAUACUAUCUGCUGUUGUGUUCCUUGUUUUUGUCAGAUCGCACUUGAGGAGACAACGUACAGAUUCAAGAAGACGUCUAUCAUCAAGGACCUCCAUCAAAAUCGAUGGGGUAAAAGAUUUUACUUAUAGUGAAAUGGAAGUUGCAACGAAUAAUUUUAAUAGCUCAACCUUUGUUGGAAAAGGAGGUUACGGAAAAGUUUAUAAAGGCGUUCUUGCUGAUGGAACUAUCGUAGCCAUAAAGCGUGCUCAGGAGGGAUCAUUACAGGGUGAAAAGGAGUUUCUUACCGAAAUAGAAUUACUAUCAAGGCUACACCAUAGGAAUCUGGUGUCAUUGGUUGGAUAUUGUGAUGAAGAAGGUGAACAGAUGUUGAUAUAUGAAUUCAUGUCCAAUGGUAACUUGAGAGAUCACCUAUCGGGUAAAUUAAAAGUUCAUUUGACUUUUGCUAUGAGACUGAGAAUUGCAUUGAGUUCAGCCAAAGGCAUCCUUUACCUACAUAUGGAAGCCAAUCCUCCAAUAUAUCAUCGAGAUAUCAAGGCAAGCAACAUAUUAUUGGACCCUCGAUUUACCGCCAAAGUUUCCGAUUUUGGACUAUCGCGACUUGCUCCAGUUCCCGACUUUGAAGGAUUGGUGCCUGCUCAUGUAUCUACUGUAGUUAAAGGGACGCCGGGAUAUCUUGAUCCAGAGUAUUUCCUGACUCAUAAGUUAACUGACAAAAGUGAUGUCUAUAGUCUUGGAGUUGUAUUUUUGGAGCUCUUAACUGGGAUGCACCCAAUCUACGAAGGCAAAAACAUUGUCAGGGAGGUCAACAUUGCAUAUUCUUCUGGUAUGAUAUUCUCUAUCAUCGAUAAACGGAUGGGAUCUUAUCCUUCUGAAUGUGCUGUGAAAUUCAUAAAGCUGGCUCUUAACUGUUGCCACGAUGAUACAGACACUCGACCCUCAAUGGUCGAAGUGGUUAGAGAACUUGAAAGCAUAUCGUUAAUGAUGCCAGAAUCCGAUAACAUCAUUUCAGAAUCCACACUAUCUGAUGCUGAGAAGGUUUUCACUCCAACAUCUUCGUCUUCUACAGUAAAAACUUCUAACGUUUCGGAAGAUAUUUCUAGCAGUAAUCUUCUAAGUGGAGUCUUUCACACCGUUAAACCUAGGUAAUGUUUUUACUUGCCACACCUUUCCUGCUUUGGUUAAUGGGAAAUUAACCAGAAUCUGUACGGUCUAUAAUAUGUUUAAUUUUAUCUGUAACAUGAGAAUAUAAGUGGUCUUAUGCCUAGCAUUCCAGGGAGCCUCUUAACUAUAGUUUGGAGGAUAUACUCUAAAAAUGUGUAUAAAUAAAAAUCAUUUUAAUUGUAACACUGUACAAGACA
Molecule: messenger RNA, 3225 nt
Organism: Olea europaea var. sylvestris
Lineage: Eukaryota; Viridiplantae; Streptophyta; Magnoliopsida; Lamiales; Oleaceae
Product: probable LRR receptor-like serine/threonine-protein kinase At1g06840
Exons: 21
Coding region: 104-3013 (969 amino acids)
Biological process (GO): protein phosphorylation
Molecular function (GO): protein binding; protein kinase activity; ATP binding
Source: RefSeq, a predicted model, not a curated record